This is a messenger RNA of Paramuricea clavata, 3828 nucleotides long. The record is from the annotation of a GenBank genome assembly. NCBI's taxonomy places the organism in Eukaryota, Metazoa, Cnidaria, Anthozoa, Malacalcyonacea, Plexauridae.
AUGAAGAUUGAUUUUAAGUUUGUGUUUUUGAUCCUGGCUGUAUUGUGCCAGCUCUACUAUGUUGACGGUUGGUGGGGAGGAAGCUCACGUUCCAGUCGUGAUUCUGGAAGUCGCCGCAGAAGUAUAAGCGUGAGAACACCUUCGACAAGGUAUUCAUUGUAAUUACUGUAACACAGUUUUAAUUUUUAAAGGCUGAUCACAUGCAUUAUUAUAUGUUGUAUCGUAGAAUGGUCAUUUUCAGUUUUCAUUUGCUCAUGAUGUUUUUAACCUUUCCAAUGCUCUCUAACCUUAAAAUUAACGAGAACACCGCCUCACACAUUUUAAAACCGAUGUUAAUUCUUAAUAAUUUUCCACCUAAAUUCUUCCUCUUUUAAGUUGGAUCCAUACGUUAGAUUUUGACGGCUAAGACGGAAUACGAAUAUAAUUAUAACUAUCGAGUUUAUAUAGCUGACAGUUUACUUAAAUUUGUCUUCAUUAAUCUUUAAUGUUUAGUCGACGUGGUGGAUGGUUGUCACGUAGUCGAAGGCCGAGCUAUCGAAGGCCGAGCUAUCGAAGGCCGAGCUAUCGAAGACCCAGCUAUCGAACGCCCAGCUAUCGAAGACCCAGCUAUCGAACGCCCAGCUAUCGAACGCCCAGCUAUCGAAGACCCAGCUAUCGAAGACCCAGCUAUCGAAGACCCAGCUAUCGAACGCCCAGCUAUCGAAGGCCCAGCUAUCGAAGGCCCAGCUAUCGAAGGCCCAGCUAUCGAAGGCCCAGCUAUCGAAGACCCAGCUAUCGAAGGCCCAGCUAUCGAAGACCCAGCUAUCGAACGCCCAGCUAUCGACGGCCCAGCUAUCGAAGGCCCAGUUAUCGAAGGCCCAGCUAUCGAAGGCCUAGCUAUCGAAGGCCUAGCUAUCGAAGGCCUAGCUAUCGAAGGCCGAGCUAUCGAAGGCCCAGCUAUCGAAGGCCCAGCUAUCCAACGCGCAGCUAUCCAACGCGCAGCUAUUCAACGCGCAGCUAUCCAACGCGCAGCUAUCCAACGCGCAGCUAUCCAACGCGCAGCUAUCCAACGCGCAGCUAUCCAACGCGCAGCUAUCCAACGCGCAGCUAUCGAACACCCAGCUAUCCAACACCCAGCUAUCGAAGGCGCAGCUAUCCAACGCGCAGCUAUCCAACGCGCAGCUAUCCAACGCGCAGCUAUCCAACGCGCAGCUAUCCAACGCGCAGCUAUCCAACGCGCAGCUAUUCAACGCCCAGGUAUCCAACGCGCAGCUAUCCAACGCGCAGCUAUCCAACGCGCAGCUAUCCAACGCGCAGCUAUCGAACACCCAGCUAUCCAACACCCAGCUAUCGAAGGCGCAGCUAUCCAACGCGCAGCUAUCCAACGCGCAGCUAUCCAACGCGCAGCUAUCCAACGCGCAGCUAUCCAACGCGCAGCUAUCCAACGCGCAGCUAUCCAACGCGCAGCUAUCCAACGCGCAGCUAUUCAACGCCCAGAUAUCCAACGCGCAGGUAUCCAACGCGCAGCUAUCCAACGCGCAGCUAUCCAACGCGCAGCUAUCGAACACCCAGCUAUCCAACACCCAGCUAUCCAACACCCAGCUAUCGAAGGCGCAGCUAUCCAACGCGCAGCUAUCCAACGCGCAGCUAUCCAACGCGCAGCUAUCCAACGCGCAGCUAUCCAACGCGCAGCUAUCCAACGCGCAGCUAUUCAACGCCCAGAUAUCCAACGCGCAGCUAUCCAACACCCAGCUAUCGAAGGCCAAGUGAAAGACCUAUAGCUCCAACGACCCCAAUUACAACCCUAUGUCCUUCUGUCGCUAUAGGUUCUCUCCAAGUAAACCGUGGCCAGGUUACAUUUGAUUGCGAAGGCAACGACACGCCAAGAAGUAUUUAUUUCAGUCGUAAGCCUCACGUACCAAGCUCAGCUUCUGGUAUUACUAUUGGCAGGGGUUAUAAUCUCAAAGAAAGAAAACAAUCUAGAGUGUACAGGGAGUUAUUGCGCGUUAGAAUACCUGCAAACAUUGCGCAAAAAUUCUCGAGAGGAGUUGGUUUGAAAGGACGGACAGCAAAAAAUUACUUAAAGGUGAAAUUUUCAGUUUCUAUCACGAAAUAUAGUAACGAGUGAUUAAAUUAACUUCUUAGUGUCACCUGCUGAGCGAUGUGAUUUUAUGUCGUAGCAACAAUGAUAACGGUAACGAUGUUAAAAUCGCUCACACAAGCAAUUUCUAUACAGCCAAUUCAGAAGAAGUUGUCCUUUGCAAACGUUUAAUUCUAAACCUUAAACUCUAAGCGCGCAAAGUUUAAUGGGAGCAAAGGUUCAAGCUUAGUAGUUGAAUAUUGUAGCUAGUGAAUGAAUUGUUGUCGUAAGGAAAUGGGCCCCAUAUAUGAUUUAUAAACUGAUUAAAUAAUGCUCCCAUUAUGCUUUGCACGCUUACAGUUUAAGGUUUAAGGUCUAGAGUGCAAGGUUCAUGGUCUGUGGUUAUAAAGUACGCCUGUUUUCGGCAUACCUUUUAGCCAUGGUUUGUGGUUAUAAAAUACGCCUGUUUUCGGCAUACCUUUUAGCCAUGGUUUGUGGUUAUAAAGUACGCUUGUUUUCAGCAUACCGCCUGUUUUCAGCAUACCUUUUAGCCAUGGUCUGUGGUUAUAAAAUACGCCUGUUUUCAGCAUACCUUUUAGCCAUGGUCUGUGGUUAUAAAAUACGCCUGUUUUCAGCAUACCUUUUAGCCAUGGUUUGUGGUUAUAAAUACGCUUGUUUUCAGCAUACCGCCUGUUUUCAGCAUACCUUUUAGCCAUGGUCUGUGGUUAUAAAAUACGCCUGUUUUCAGCAUACCUUUUAGCCAUGGUCUGUGGUUAUAAAAUACGCCUGUUUUCAGCAUACCUUUUAGCCAUGGUCUGUGGUUAUAAAAUACGCCUGUUUUCAGCAUACCUUUUAGCCACGGUCUGUGGUUAUAAAAUACGCCUGUUUUCAGCAUACCUUUUAGCCAUGGUCUGUGAUUAUAAAAUACGCCUGUUUUCAGCAUACCUUUUAGCCAUGGUCUGUGGUUAUAACGUACGCAUGUUUUCGGCAUACCUUUUAGCCACGGCAUAUCUUGUAGCCACCCGUUUUCGGCUACAUAAAAAUGCAGUAUGCUGUAGUUUUACGGACGCGGGCGCGCUCAGUUGUGUCCAAAGGUAUGAACUAUAGCGUUCUAUAGCAAACACCCUGUUCUAUGCCGUAUAGUGUUCGAUUACUUAUGAACUACAGCGAACUAUAGGGUAUAGUUUCAUUUUUUAUCCCAAUUACAAUGUCUCGUCCUCAUGGCCACCUCGGCUACUUUCAUUUUUUUAGAACAAUAAUCUUCAAACCUACACCAUAACGCACGAUCAACAAAAGAAACUAUUUUACAUCGCUUACGAUGCGAUAGCUGCAGACGCGAAACGCCUAGCAACCAAACCUGACGUGCAGAGAAAGUACGGGAAAACAGACUGGGCCCGACUGAACAGCGCAAUAAAAGAUGUGGUCGUCGAUUUACGGUAUCGAGGCGAUUACACGUCCACAACCAAACAAAAAAUCCAACGUGCGAUAGCUGCAAAUGAUUUGAAAUCGUUCACACAACUCAUGAGUGAUGAAAAGUUCUGGUUGAAGCAGAUUAAAGUCCCUAGAGAUCGAUUCUUACGCAGGAAGAAUGCUCUGGUCAAAGCAGGAUAAAGACCACAUGAAUUAUUGUAGUGAAAGUGACUCAUUUUAUUGCUUUUUUAAUUAAAAUGUAGACUGUUUCAUAUCUGAAGCAAGUUCAAGCAACGUUUAAUGCCUUAGAGAUAAAUUUAAUAAUGUGCAUGAUUUUUUAAGAAUAACUUGUUUCGUGG